UAGCACAAAACAUUAUAUUCGCUAUCUGCAUCAAAGUGCGGCCUUGCCUUGUCUCGAAUACGAUUUGUUAAGAGGUUAUGAUAACGUUUUGUACAAGAUAAAUAAGAAUUACGUAAACAAUGCAUUGUUUUACGUUUGUUACCGUAUCGGUACUAGUAUUCACCUUUACCUUGUCGACGAGUGACGCGUUGACCACAAAUAUGACUAAAAAUCUCAAGGUUCUCGUCUCUUCCAAUGAUUUCGCCGAAAGCGGAAUUAAAAUACUCGAAGAACACUUCACAGUGGUCAAGUCACGUUACUUCGGUUUCAAUGAGGAGGGUUUGAACGAGAACAUGCAGGAGCUCAUGAACCUGAUCCCUGGAUGUUCAGCACUCAUCUGGGUAUCACACCAUCCUAUUACCAAAGAACUGUUGGAUAAAGCUGGACCUCAACUCAAGAUCGUGGCCACAGCAUCUGCAGGCUACAACAACUGCAACGUACCGGAGCUGAAAGCACGCGGCAUCAAGCUGUCGAACACACCAAAUGUUCUGAGUGCUGCUGUGGCUGAGAUCGCUGUUUCCCUUAUGAUUGGAGCCGCUAGACGAUUCACUGAGAAUAUAGAUCAGGUUAAACGAGGCGAAUGGGAAGGUAUUGGCUUCCAAAACAUGCUUGGUCAGGACCUCCGUGACAGCACAGUUGGUAUUGUUGGCUUCGGUGGUAUUGGCCAAGCCACGGCCAAGAGGCUGGUGGGAUUCGAAGUCGCCAAGUUCUUGUACAGCGGACAUAGAGAAAGACCCGAAGCUAAAAACUACGGCGCAGAAUUAGUCCCACUAGACACAUUGUUAUCUCAGAGUGAUUUCAUCCUACUAUCAGCUCCUCUAACCGACGAAACACGCCACAUGAUCAACAAGACUUCUCUUGCUAAGAUGAAGAAAAAUGCCAUUAUUGUGAACGUCGGUCGAGGAGAUCUGAUCAACCAAGACGAUUUAUACGACGCUCUGAAGAACAAACAGAUUUACGCAGCUGGCUUAGACGUUACUACUCCAGAGCCUCUGCCUAAAGACAACAAAUUAUUGACUUUGCCCAACUGCUUUAUCCUGCCCCACAUUGGCAGUGCCACAGUACGCACAAGGAAUGACAUGGCUGAGUUGGCUGCUAAGAAUGUAGUCAAUGCAUUGUAUGGACGAGCUUUGAUAUCUCCAGUUUUGCCCUAACAAACAAUGUUCUAUAUCUAUCAAAAUGAUUUGUAUUUCAAUAGAAAUUGUCAGUAGUAUUGUAUAUUAUAGAAUUGUGCAAAAAUAAAUAUUAUUUUAAUUAAAAAUA
Colias croceus (clouded yellow) is the source of this 1302-nucleotide messenger RNA. Its product is annotated as glyoxylate reductase/hydroxypyruvate reductase-like. Gene Ontology annotation, cellular component: cytosol. The coding region runs from base 120 to 1193 and encodes 357 amino acids. The record is from RefSeq and is a predicted model, not a curated record. The transcript has 7 exons. NCBI's taxonomy places the organism in Eukaryota, Metazoa, Arthropoda, Insecta, Lepidoptera, Pieridae. Gene Ontology annotation, molecular function: hydroxypyruvate reductase (NADH) activity; hydroxypyruvate reductase [NAD(P)H] activity; NAD binding.